AUCAAAUAAGUUAUUUAAAAAAAAAUAUAUAUAUAUUUACAUAAAUAUAUAUCAUAUAUAUGUUUAAAUGGUUGUAUUAUUACUAUUGUCAUUACUAUUUUCAAACGCAUAAUAUUAUAUAUAUAUAUAUGGGUACAUUAAUACACACAUACAUAUGGAUAUAAUAUAAUGGAAACUUUUUCCACCUCUACUGUUUUACGUAAUUCCUUUAAUUCUCAAUCACCAUUUUCUACUACAUCUACUUCCAAUGUUGAAUCCAAUGUAAAUGAAGAGAAAUCACAAGAAAAUUUAGUUAAACCACCGUAUUCAUAUAUUGCGUUAAUAACAAUGGCCAUACUUCAAUCACCACAAAAAAAAUUAACUUUAAGUGGAAUAUGUGACUUUAUAAUGAAGAGAUUUCCUUAUUACAAAGAAAAAUUCCCUGCUUGGCAAAAUUCAAUUAGACACAACUUAAGCUUAAAUGAUUGUUUUAUCAAAGUAUCCAGGGAACCAGGAAAUCCUGGAAAAGGAAAUUUUUGGACAUUGGAUCCGCUAGCAGAAGAUAUGUUUGAUAAUGGCAGUUUUUUAAGAAGAAGAAAACGUUAUAAACGCACAUCAUUAAAUUAUCCAAAUUCCAGUUCGCCUAUUUUUUCACCUUUUUCAGCCUUUUGGAUCCAGAAGCCUAAACCAUUUUUUCCUGUUCAUGUUUAUUCUGAAUAUUGUGAUAAUAUUAAAGAUAAUUUCUACAAUUUUCAAAAAAAAUUCUUAUCGACAAUGAUUCCCCCCAACUGUAACCAAAAAUCUCAAUUGCUUAUAAUGGAUGAAGUUUUGAGUUCUUCAAAUAUUUAUACAGAUCACUUAAAAUUAGAAAUGCUGCAAAAUAAUUUAAAAACAGAUUUGGAUUAUAGUGGCUAUGGAAAAACUCACGAAAAAGACAUAUUUACAGUAUUUCAAAAAUCUAAUUUGUUAACUAAUGAUGGAUGCCAUGCACUGGAAUCAAUUUUUAAGCAGGAUUAUCAUGAAACUCCAGAGCUCAAUGCAAAUACUUGUUAUUCGAGUAGCGAUCAAAAUGCAAACAAUAAAUCGCAGUUAUUAUACAACGGCGAAGAAUGUUCAAAUUUAAAAAUGAUACAAUCAAAAAAACAUGAAAAUGACUCGAAAGACAGUUUAAUUGAAUUAAUAUCCGAAUGCAGAAAAAGCAAUGCUACUAAUUUACUCUUGGAUGAGAAUCAAGAUAUAACGUCACAAAACAAAUCAAUUGAAUUAGAUAUAGAGGGCAAAACCAUUUUAAAUUUUAACCAUCCAAAACAAAGAACUCGAAAUUCAAGAGGAUUUAGUAUAGCAAAUUUAAUUGGUCAAAAUUCAGAAAGUAACAAAUAACAUACCUACAUACUUCGUUUUUUUAACUAUCCAUAAUAAUGAAAAUUAAAAAUUAUAAAUGAUUUUAAAAUGUAUCAAAGGCAAAAUUAAUGGUGGAAAUUAUAAAUCCUUAUAUUUUGAAAUUUAAAUAUAUAAAUUGCAAAUAAAAUUUAUUUUUAAAAUGUGCAUACUAAUGUGUAUGCGAAAUUUGUUUGGAGCUCACAAUACUACCGUACGGCACUGUCAUCAAACUACCUUUACAAA
Condylostylus longicornis is the source of this 1602-nucleotide messenger RNA. RefSeq names its product forkhead box protein J1-B (gene fd59A). The transcript is spliced from 2 exons. Gene Ontology annotation, biological process: anatomical structure morphogenesis; cell differentiation; regulation of transcription by RNA polymerase II. Lineage: Eukaryota; Metazoa; Arthropoda; Insecta; Diptera; Dolichopodidae. The record is from RefSeq and is a predicted model, not a curated record. Bases 169 to 1359 code for a protein of 396 amino acids. Gene Ontology annotation, molecular function: DNA-binding transcription factor activity, RNA polymerase II-specific; RNA polymerase II cis-regulatory region sequence-specific DNA binding.